CUCACUAGUAGUCGUAUACAUAAACAAAAACAGUAUUGUGAACAGGAAACGUUUCAGAUCCUUCUGUCGAAUCUACCAAGCUUCCUUAUGGCCGAUAAAAAGUCUGGUCCCGUUGGUCCUGGCGGUGGCGCCGGCGGAGGCGGCGAUAACAAGGAAAAACGCCGAAAGGAGUCGAUCCUGGAUCUGAGCAAGUAUCUGGAGAAAACGAUUCGUGUUAAAUUCGCUGGCGGCCGGGAAGCAGCGGGCGUGCUAAAAGGAUACGAUCCACUGCUGAACCUGGUGUUAGACAAUACCGUAGAGUUUCUGCGGGAUCCGGACGACUAUAAGCUAGCGGAAGAAACGAGACACCUCGGGUUGGUCGUGUGUCGGGGGACUUCGGUUGUGCUGAUAUGCCCUCAGGAGGGCAUGGAGUCGAUACAAAAUCCGUUCAUCACACAGGAGGGUUAGAUGGAUUAAUAGGAAACGAUCAUUACACAUUCGAAAUGCAUUUCUUAGGUGGUCAUCAUAAAUAGAAGAAGCUUCUGUAAAAUUUAACUUAUCUAAUUUUACUGCUCAAAGAUCAUGAAGAACCGUUGAAACGUAAAUUAUAAUUUUCAUGAUUUAUAACAAAAUGUGUCCAUAAAAUCAUUACUUAACAAUGCGCUUUUUGUAUUUUUCUAAAUCUAAAUUAGAUUUGCACUUUUCCAGUUCAAGCAUGAAAAUUUGUUGGUAGAAGCAAGCAUCGAAUCUACAAAAACCCCAGAUUAUCAAAUAUGUGUUAGUAACUUUGUUAUUUUCGAUGUGUUUCCCAACGAUUUCAUGCGUAGGUAUUUUCGACAAUUUUGUGGCUAAAACUAGCUUAACAGUAAAAAUCACUUUGUAUAAGUUAAAUAUUGCAACAAAUAAAUGUAACUAUUUAUCACCA
Molecule: messenger RNA, 904 nt
Organism: Topomyia yanbarensis
Lineage: Eukaryota; Metazoa; Arthropoda; Insecta; Diptera; Culicidae
Gene: LSm7
Product: U6 snRNA-associated Sm-like protein LSm7
Exons: 2
Coding region: 88-447 (119 amino acids)
Biological process (GO): nuclear-transcribed mRNA catabolic process; mRNA splicing, via spliceosome
Cellular component (GO): U2-type prespliceosome; spliceosomal tri-snRNP complex; Lsm1-7-Pat1 complex
Molecular function (GO): RNA binding
Source: RefSeq, a predicted model, not a curated record